GGCAUAUGCUGUCAGGCAGGACUCAAUAUUCAGUACUCAAAUAAAGCCGAUUGAAGUAACAACAACAGAGAAGCAAUUGAAGUUUUGCUCCAAAGCACAAAAACUAGACACAAAAAAAAACUUAUAAAAAAGGGAAUUAUUUUUAUAUCGGAAAUAUUAAACUCACUUCAAGUUAUUGAUGGCAACACAUGUGUUGCCAUAGUUGCCAUUGAGGGUAACAAGAAUUAAUUUUCCUGUAUAUUUUUACUGCAUCAUAUUAAAGGAUAUUAAAAAACUGGUUUGUUAACCAAAAAGAAAUAUAUUCGACAUGAGCGCCGAAUCGUACAAUUCUGAUGAUGAACGUUACGCUGAUGAUACCUUUGAGCAAGGUUCUGAUACGGAUGUGCCUGAAGUGCCUGAAAUUGAAAGUGAAAUAUCGGAGGUCAGUGAUGCAGAGGAUGAACAACGUUUGUUAACGGUGAAAUUGAAUACGGCCCCCGUAAGACGUAACUACCAUAAUAUUAGACCCCUGCCUGCCAAUACCGACUCUGUACCCUUUGAUAGUUCAUCGGAUGAAGAGGAUGAUGUCAUUGUUGGGGAAACUUUGGUUGAAAUUAAUACCCCCUCAAUGCAUUUCCUAGAGGAGGAUGAAGACCAUGCCAUAACCACACGCCGGGAAAUUCGUCCACAGCGUUAUGAAAGUAUGCAGCAACUGAAGAGUAUAGAUGAACAAAGUGAUGAUUCAGUCUGCGAAGAAGAGGAAGAGGAAAUCUUAAACAGCGAAGAUGAAAGAGAAUUUCAAAGAAUACGAGAAAUGGAGGAGAGUUAUCUGCUACAGAAUUCAGCCAAAACACCAAAGAAAACCCUUCAGAAUAAUUCAUCCUCAAAGGAAGUCGAUGUUAAUCACAAAAUGCCUGCAGAACUAGUAAUGCAACAGGAAACGGAAAUUGAAAUCAUUGAAGAAGCUACCACAACUGAUGAUACAUAUGCGAAUAACUCCUUUGAUGCUGAUAUAGAUCCCAUUCCCGAAUUAAUUGAAAGGGUGAUGGAAAAGUUCACAGCCCAGCCACAGACACCUCCCCAAUUCCAAACGGACUUUGUGGAAAUUCUUCGAAAUUCCUCCCUUGAGCAAAUUGAACAAAUCGAUGCCAUAAUAACCGAUGAACUUAAGCCUCACUCAUUUAUGCCGGAUAACUCCAUUCGAAUGACUUUCAAUUUUGAACCCAAUGACAUUUUAAGUCCUGAAAAUAUAGCCAAAGCCUUUUUCGAUGCCAUUGAGGCUACAAACCUCGAUUUUGCCCUUAACAAUGGAGGGGAGCAACAAAACAACUUUUCCAGCUGUGGGGAAGACAGUGGAGAAAAUGUGGAUUCCAAGAAAUCCAUGGACAAUUCAAAAACUACUACGACAGAAAGUUCUGAUGAGUCGACAGUUAUUUGCCAACAAGACAAUGAAAGAAUAACCGAUUUCGGAGAAGAGGAAGUUGAGUUGGAGCGUCCUGAAACUACGAAUCCUUCCUCUAUGCCUGCAAACGAUGAGGCUGAUGGUACUCACAACUAUGCAGAAAGUUACUAUGACACACAAUAUGAGUAUCAGAUAACCAGCAAGGCACCGAGUUGUUUCAAUUCAGACGACUAUGUUUUCCAUGCAAACUUCAUACGGCCAACACCCUCAACGGACAGAUUAAGAGCUAGACCACAUCCCCGCAAAAGUAUGAGCUUUUCCAAUGAGCGUAUGCGGGAAAUCGAGAGGCACAACCAAAUCCUCCUGCGCAAGAUUUUAACACAAAAACCCACGUACAUGUCAAAGAGUGCCCAACACAAAGUACCUAACAAAACAAACUCACAAACACAAGUUCGACUUACCACAUCGGCUGUGAAUCGCAAAAAACAACAACGUCAAAUUGAAAUGGAUAAUCAGGUAUUGCAACGUAAAAUUGAGGCAAUUGCUUUAAGGAGGCGUCCCUUGAUCUCGUAAAAAUUGCUUGAGGAAAAAUUUCUUUUGCAUUGCACUGAUUGAUGAAUGGAGUUGUAAUUGCGAUUUAAUUGACGUACUGAUGUAAAAAUUCGAAAAUCAAUGAAUAAACAUUUUAUUUUAG
Stomoxys calcitrans (stable fly) is the source of this 2075-nucleotide messenger RNA. RefSeq names its product protein hemingway. The coding region runs from base 308 to 1954 and encodes 548 amino acids. Gene Ontology annotation, biological process: spermatogenesis. The transcript is spliced from 5 exons. The record is from RefSeq and is a predicted model, not a curated record. Lineage: Eukaryota; Metazoa; Arthropoda; Insecta; Diptera; Muscidae.